UUCCUUUGCUUUUCUCUCUCAAAACAUAAAUUAUUUCAUUUGCAGAGAGACAAGAGAGAAAAAGAAGACAAAAUUCUUUCCUCUUUUUCCAAAAAAAGAAAUCCAACAAAUUUCAGGAAACAAAGGUUGUUAGAAGGGAUUUUGUAUGUGUGUUUUCUCUCUCUCUCUUUGUCCAAAACCUUAAAACUCAUGGCGGACAAAGGCCGCCCACUUCCAAAAUUUGGAGAGUGGGAUGUCAAUGACCCUGCUUCUGCUGAGGGUUUCACAGUCAUCUUUAACAAAGCUCGAAACGAGAAGAGAAGCGGUGGCAAUGCAAACUCACCACCAAAAGGUGACCCUGCAUAUAAGCAUGGAGCAACUCUUGGAAAGCCUCAAUCAAAAAAAUGGUUUUGCUGUAUGCAGUCGGCUGCUGCAGAAUCAUGAUCUCUCAUUGCUCUUAUCCGCCGCAUUGGAGAGUGUUUGAUCUGAAAUGUUAUGUCACAAAUGUUCCCCAAGUCCGGAGCUGUAGUCAAGCCUGGAAUUUGUUCUAUAGUGUUUUAGAAUUUAAUUUACUCAAAAUUCGGGCUUUCGCCAUGGAAAGAUACUUUGCUAUCUAUUUAUUUAUUUUUUGAUCUUGAUCUUA
Messenger RNA from Lycium ferocissimum, 622 nucleotides. RefSeq names its product protein NOI4-like. Lineage: Eukaryota; Viridiplantae; Streptophyta; Magnoliopsida; Solanales; Solanaceae. The record is from RefSeq and is a predicted model, not a curated record. The transcript has 3 exons. The coding region runs from base 190 to 423 and encodes 77 amino acids.